This is a messenger RNA of Polyodon spathula (Mississippi paddlefish), 5585 nucleotides long. RefSeq names its product solute carrier family 39 member 10 (gene slc39a10). The record is from RefSeq and is a predicted model, not a curated record. Gene Ontology annotation, cellular component: membrane. Gene Ontology annotation, molecular function: zinc ion transmembrane transporter activity. The transcript has 10 exons. Gene Ontology annotation, biological process: intracellular zinc ion homeostasis; zinc ion import across plasma membrane; positive regulation of B cell receptor signaling pathway. The coding region runs from base 259 to 2745 and encodes 828 amino acids. NCBI's taxonomy places the organism in Eukaryota, Metazoa, Chordata, Actinopteri, Acipenseriformes, Polyodontidae.
UUUACAAAAGGUCUGAAAACCAUGUGACCGUCCCUCUUCCCUCUGCAUUUUCCCUAAGCGUAACGGCAUGCAAAGAGUAAUUACACCCGCUGCACAUUUUACGUAAAGGGUUUUGUGAAUGUCUAAUUUCGCAUCUCCGUUGGCCUUUUGUGCGUGUCUGCAGAUUUAAUUUUUUGGUACCGAGCGAAGAGGAGAUGCACACGGCACUCGAGUGAGUUUGGUUGUCUCUUGUCUCAGGUGGCAAGAAUUGAGGAAAUUAUGAAGGUACACAUGCACACCAAGUUCUGCUUCCUGUGCGUGGUGACAUUCCUGUUUCAUCAGUGCAGCCACUGCCACGAGGAUGGCCACCACCACCAUGGGGAGGGGGGCCACGUCCACGAUCACAAUGACUACCAGAUCUCCCAGGAGCCUUACAUGCAGAACAAUGUGGACAUAGAGCCUCCUCCUGACCACGACUCGCCACCUGGCAAAGAUGCUGAGAGGGAGCAGAAGUUUUACGUAGAGCAGCUGUUCCGGCGCUAUGGGGACAGAGGGAAACUCGACUUUGGAGGCUUUAAGAAGCUGCUGUCCAGCCUGGGGCUCGGGGAAGUGCAUGUGGUAGAGCUGGACCAUGAGGACUUGGGACACGAUCACGUGGCUCAUUUGAAAGCGCUGGAGGUACAAGAGGGGCUGCAUUCCCACAUGCACCACCACCCCCCUACUCCGCUGUCCCAUUCCAACCAGGAGGAGAACAAGACUAGUGUUAGGGAUGUCCACUCUGUCCGCUGCAACCAGCUCCAGCAAAGAACAGCAGAACCUACAACCACCAGACAUUCCCAUGAGGACCAAAACCCCCUGCACAAACUCCACCCACAUCACUACAACCAUACAGAUUCUCACGCACACCACCAUCACUCCCAUCACCAUCACCACCAUCACGUGAACCACAGUGUUUCUGGAAGCAACGUGACCGCAGAGGCUUCACAGAGCUUGAAUUCUACCCACGAGGAGCAGCAGCAGCAACAACAGUCUACAGAAACCACGACCAGGAAGCACAGGAAGAAAAAGAAAGGCGCCCGUAACAAAGAUGCAGCUCCCCAGGCCGCGGCUGACAACGAGGAUGAUCACCACAGCAAUGAAAGCCAGAACCCCCACUUGCACACAGGGGAUGCCCAUGCGAACACUGACCAUGACGAGCAUGCCAGUGGACAUAAACACAGCCAUGACUCUGAGGACGAGCACACACAUGUACGCAAGCGAGAGGCACCCAACAAUCACAAAGCUGCUGUCAAGCACACUGUGCCAUUCUCUCUGGGUGAUCAUGUAGCGGGCGAAGCACACCUGCACGAUGAGUGUCUGAACGUCACACAGCUGCUGGAGUACUACGGUUUUAGCCCAGGCACCCUGAUCUCCCAAGAGCAGUUCACCUACCUCUGCCCUGCCCUGCUCUACCAGAUCGACAGCAGGGUCUGCAUCCGUCACAGUGAUGAACUGGCCAUCGAUCACAAGUCUCUGAACGAGUCUGCUCUCUCAGCCUGGGUCUGGGGACUCAUCUCCAUCACCAUCAUCAGUCUGCUGUCCCUGCUUGGAGUGAUACUGGUCCCCAUCAGUAACCAGUCGUGCUUCAAGUUUCUUCUCACAUUCCUGGUGGCUCUGGCAGUGGGGACACUGAGCGGCGACGCACUGCUCCAUCUACUGCCCCAUUCACAAGGCGGACAUGAUCACAGUCAUGAAGGCAGGAAGGGGGAAGACUACCUGACCCAGUACAAUGCUGUUUGGAAGGGCCUGACUGCCCUGGGGGGCAUCUACCUCCUCUUCAUCAUUGAGCACUGCAUAGGAAUGUUCAAGCACUACAAGGACAAAGGGGGGAACAGAUCUUGGUGCUGGAAGAAAAAGAAGGGGGGUGAAACGACAAUCGGAAGGAAGCUGUCUGAUCAUAAACUGAAUCGCAGGUCAGAUGCAGAGUGGCUACACCUGAAACCACUGACAGGGCCAGAUGAUUCUGGACUGUCCGACAAUAAGCACAAUAACACUCAGCUGACAGAGAUCCAGGACCCCCCAGACUCCCCCAACAAGAGACCCCUGUCCCUAGAAGAGGAGACUAUCAUGCUCCCCCAGCACACAGAGCACAAACACCAUCACCAGGAGGCGGACUUCUCUGCAGCAGCAGGGAACGGGAGGAAAGUGAAAACGAAGAAGCACCACCACUCGCAUGGACACGGGCAUUCCCAUGGGAACUGCCACUCUGACCAGGAGAUGAAGGAUGCUGGGAUAGCUAGCAUUGCCUGGAUGGUGAUCAUGGGGGACGGCAUGCACAAUUUCAGUGACGGUCUGGCUAUAGGUGCUGCAUUCAGUGCAGGGGUGACAGGGGGCAUUAGUACCUCCAUUGCUGUAUUUUGCCAUGAGCUACCUCAUGAGCUUGGUGAUUUUGCAGUGCUGCUAAAGGCUGGCAUGUCAGUGAAGCAGGCCAUCGUUUACAACCUGCUGUCUGCCCUCAUGGCGUACGUGGGCAUGGUGAUUGGCACAGCUGUGGGCCAGUACACCGAAAACCUGACCCCCUGGAUCUUUGCAGUCACUGCCGGCAUGUUCCUCUACGUGGCACUGGUGGAUAUGCUGCCAGAGAUGCUUCACGGGAACAAUGAGGAGCUCCAGGAGUGCCCGCUGGGCUACUUCCUCCUGCAGAACGUGGGCAUGCUGGUGGGGUUCGGCAUCAUGCUGCUCAUCGCCAUCUUUGAGGAUAAGAUAAUCCUGGACAUCCAGUUUUAGCCAGUCAGUACCCCAGAGAGAGAGAGAGAGAGAGAGAGAGAGAGAGAGAGAGCAAGCGGUGUAUUAGUACUUUUAUUCAUCUUAAUGUUUGUGUCAAAGUCCAUUCAUGCAUGAACUUGGCAAUGGCAAUCAUUUGUAUUUCAGAGAGAAAAAGCAGUGGCUUACGGUUUCAUUAUCGUCAUUAAGUUUUUUUUUUUUUUUUUUUUUUUUUUUUUUUUUUAUUAUUGGCCCAACCCUACCUGAGUUAUCUUAGUGUAGGCAUGAUUCUGAAAGAGAUUUUGAGAAGAUUUUUAAAUCUUUUUUUUUUUUUUUUUUUAAGUUUUCAAAAGUCACCCAAGCUGUGUUGACCUGAAACAGAAAAUUGUACAAAGUAAAUUAGACAACAUUGGUAAAUAUAACUCUUAUGCUUCACACCCAUAUCCAGUUGCUCUUUAAUGUUGAUGCUGUCAAGUCAGCAGCUUGCACUGGUUUUACUAGCGCACGUUGGUACCUUUCCCCCUAACAAGUAUCGUCAGAUCUGGAAACAGUAUACUGCCUGAUUUUUAGUAGGCUUUUGCUGCAAAGCUUGAACAUUUUCAGAGCACAUUUUUACAGUUCAACACACAGGUAUCGCUUUAUUUGCAGCCUGUGAUUGCCUGUUAAGAGUCAUAGAAACCUUGGCCUUAACCUCCAAUUAGAGUGUGAAACUGACUUCAACUGACUUAUGUGGUUAUAAUAUUGAGCUUUUUAGACAAGCCCUAGUCUAGUGCAGGUAUCAGUCUAUCUAGAUCAGUGUUUCUCCCCUUUCCCAUAACAAUAGGACCACAUUAAUGAACACUUGUACAUGAUGAUUUUUAGGCUAGUCCCGUAUAUGUUGUUGAAUGAUUGCUUACAUCUUGUUUGUUUUCAGUUUGAACAGUUCUGGAAUCACUGCCUAAUUGCUUUGACUGUGGCACUCCAUGUGACAGAAAUAUUGUGCAAUGGGAGGAGCUUCCUGGGUGUUCAAGUCCUCACUGACCGUUGUGUUACAGUCCGGUCAUUGUUUGUGCAUUGUGGUAUAUAUCCCAUUGGGAACGGUGUGAAACAUUUGCAGUGUUAAUACAGAAGUGACAUUCUCAUCGCUAGUUUUAAGUAACCAGUUGACCUUGAACUGAAGUUCUUUGCUGUCAUUUUCAGGAAUCUGGCUUUUUGAUGGCUUUUUUGGCUUUUUUUGUUAAAGUAUAAUUCCUAAUAUUUAGUGCUUUUGCUGAGUUUAAGGCUUCAUUAAUGAAAAAUUGUAUUAGUGGGGAAAAAAACACCAAAAGUAAUGAGUAAUGCAAACUUUUAUCAAAAGAAUAUUAUUCCUUAAAAAGCUCCCCACAUGCAUUUCUGCAGAUAAUGGGCUUGUGUCUGCACUGCAGCUUAUAAAAUAAAGCUACAUUUGGUAGAAAGUUAGACUCUUCUGAACAGUAACCUCUCAGAAUUACAAGAACAUCGCACAUUAAGCAGCAUUUUCUAAGGAACUAAAACAUACAGCAUUGUGUGCAUUUUUUAUGGUUAAAAUAUGUUUUUGUCUUUUAAACACACUACAGUAGCUUUUAAUCUUAAAGCAUACAGUAGGUCAUUCCAGUUUUUUGAGGUUUUUUUUUUUUUUCUGUAAUAGCAACUGUUUUAAAUGCAUACACUUAGCAUUGGUCAGUUCAAUUUUCUAGCACUUUUUAAAAUGCUAAAAUAGUUUUAUUGAUUUUUGUUGUUGUUGUUGUUUUAGUUGUGCUGCUGAUCCAAUCCAUACACCUGUAAUUCACAGCAAAACCAUGGUACUGGAGAUGACUACAUUACAGUUCCAUGCUAGCACUCGGCUCAGUUAUCAUCCUCCACUUUGAGGGAAUAAAUGGAGUCAUCAAGAAAAAUACAUUUUGGUGGUCUCUUACUAUAGAAUGAGCUUAUUAUGCAACUCGUUGUCAUUUAUACUAAUGUUCUACAAAAUGCCAGUGUUAUGUAUAUAGAUCACCGUCGUGCCAAAUGUCAGAUGCUAUGUUCCCAGUGAAGUUGUAGUGUGUCAGGCAGUGGCCACAGUAGAAAUCUCUUGAUAUGUAAGUUCUCGUUCUCUCCUGUCAUUCCAUUCCAGUCUGUGAUACCUCACUACCAAACCAUUGUCUUGUUUCCAGAAUGGCUCGAGGCAGCUAGCUAGUGUCUGGUCGCUGGAGUACACAAUUGUUCGUCUGUACAGUUUAUCCUGUCACUGCGUGACAUCUGUGUUCUUGUUUAUUGGGUGUAAACCAUUGUAAUCGCGUUAAAGUACUGUAAUUGAAUGGAUAGAUAUGCUUGUAGGAGUAGGAUUCUUUUUUUCUUGUUGCUUUGGUUUUGUUGGUAUUCAUAAAACAAAUGAAUAAAUACAUGAUUAAAAAUAUGCAUACAAAUUCGCAAUACCAGAUGGGUUAAUACUGAACAGGCAGGUUUAGUACAAUUGAGAUGAAGGCCCAUUCAGGAGGUACUCUAUGGAGAGCUGUCUGUGUACAAAUAUUGAAAAAGUUGAGAUGGAUCAACUUAAUUGCUUAGACCUAUGUAGAUCCAUAUGAAAAAAAGUAAUUGCAGAGAAAGUGCAUGUCAGUAGUUUGCUCUUUAUUAAGGACUUAAGCGAGAUUCAUUUGCAACCCAGGGGCUUGUGUGACAUGGAUUUUAGGAGUAAUUCUUGAUUAUAUAAGACCUCAAAGGAUUUUGUGUGAAUAAUAAAUACAGAUUUGACGUAUAAUUUAAUCUAUAGCCAAAACCAGUGAUUUUUGAUUUUACAGACCUGGCUAUAUAAAUGUAUUCACUGCCUUUGCCAUUCUUGCUGAUCGUCAAUGUGUACGCAUUCCUUAUUGAAUAAAGGAAAAAAAUAA